Messenger RNA from Paraphaeosphaeria sporulosa, 1445 nucleotides. RefSeq lists its product as uncharacterized. Bases 272 to 1387 code for a protein of 371 amino acids. The transcript has 2 exons. Lineage: Eukaryota; Fungi; Ascomycota; Dothideomycetes; Pleosporales; Didymosphaeriaceae. The record is from RefSeq and is a predicted model, not a curated record.
GCAAAAGACAAGAGACUCCUUCGUCCCAUCGGGCGCCAGAACCCGGCAGAGCUCACUCGUCGUGAUCAUACUUCGCGGAGACGUUAAUACCAAGUACCAAUGGUGGCAAGAUGCCCUGGGCGAUUGGUCGUCUACGCUCCUGCUGCCUGCGCCAAGUACGGAAGCCAGGCAGCAACCCUCCGCCCAGGGCAUCGCCAAUGAACAGAAAAGAUCUAUAAAACGCACAUGACAGCGCGUCACAAACGCGUUUCUCAUCAUUGCAAAAGAAAUCAUGUUCGGUAACCUCUUCAAUCACGUUGUUCCUGUUCCAGCUGCUCGACCUGAGAGCAGCGUGCCAUCCUUAAAUCCAGCAGAGCCACGAUACCCGAAACGAAAGCGUGCUGAAGUGCACUACGAUUAUGAAGAUGCCGAAAACACAGACGAUGACUCGGAACUGGAGUAUACCAUGCCCGUGAAGCGAGCGCGUACCACAAAGCCACCGCCCAAACACAAGAUUUUCCCCUUUAUGGCUCUACCGGCAGAGCUGCGAAACCGCAUUUAUGAAGAAUGCUUGCCUUCCCCGACCAAGCUACCGGAUUCGUACGAAGGGAACAGAGAAGGAAUUUGGUUAAGCUUCACACAACGAUCCUAUAAGAAGACGGUCGCGUAUGUUCCUUCGUUAGAUGAGACAGAACUCGAAAAUGUGCAAUUUGGCAUCGGGUUUGUCGCACGUGCGACUAGGCGAGGAACAGGGCGUGGUCGUGGCCGUGGUCAGGCAAGCAGUCUCCCUAGCAAUGCUCACGACGACUCGGAAUCGCAAAACGAGGAACCGCAGACUGGUCCUAAAACAUUUGGUUUCAAUAUUCUGUCGGUGUGCAAGCAAAUCUAUGACGAGGCAGCACCUAUGAUGUACGCCCGACCCCUGGUUUUCACGGAUGUUGACGGUCUGUUCGGUUUCGCUGCGAAGCUCUCUCCACGGACAGCUAAGCUUAUUCGCUCAAUCGAGAUUCGUUGCUGGACCCCAACCCGUUCCCGCAAAUCGCAAGGUUACAACUCGAUCGCUAUGCUUGCCGCAAAGGGAGUCACCAGUUUGACCAGUCUAUUCAUCAAUUGUUCGAUGGGAUAUUUCAUCAACAGGAGUUACUAUGGUUACUAUGCAGGCCUGGGAAGAAAACAGAGGAAAGAUACUCCCACUCCCAAGAGAAUUGCAAGGAAGGUGUAUCGCGAUUGCCAUUUGUGGCUGGAGGCCAUGGGAGCUGUACACGGGGAUUUUUACAAGGGUGUUGAGGUGCUACAACUAAGUGGAGAAAUGUUCUUGAGGGGAGGAGGGACCUGGGCGGAGGUCGGAAAAGAGGACAAGGCAAUUUAUAAGAAGGAACUCCAACGGUUAUUGAGAGAGGGCGCUUGAGGCCUUUGUUAUAAACCCUCCUAAGAAACAUCCACUACCUAUUGAAUGGAUAACGCGU